This is a messenger RNA of Harpegnathos saltator (Jerdon's jumping ant), 863 nucleotides long. RefSeq lists its product as uncharacterized. The record is from RefSeq and is a predicted model, not a curated record. NCBI's taxonomy places the organism in Eukaryota, Metazoa, Arthropoda, Insecta, Hymenoptera, Formicidae. The transcript is spliced from 4 exons. The coding region runs from base 1 to 804 and encodes 267 amino acids.
AUGAUGACCCGUUAUGAUCUGCUUUACGACAAUCCUCGCUGUAGUCUCAGUCCGACAGCUGGGUGCGACGAAAUGAAGUCGGGAGUCGAGCGUCUCUUCCUCUUCCUCUGCGUCCUCUCGAUGACUGUGUUUGACAGCGUGCAUCUCACUAGGACUGAAGAUGUUCUAGAUAAGAUCAAGACCGGACUAAAGUACGCGAGCAAUUAUUUAGAAACGGCUAAAGACAUCGCCGAUCUGGUGUCCAAGAGUUUAGGUCAAGAUAAGCAGAAUCUGAAGCAGAAACGAGGAGAGGAUGGGGACGAUGAGGUGAAACAGCCAUUCGGUCCAACAAAUCUCGUUUCCGCGUUCUUCCGACUGAUCGGACUCGACUCACCGAAAAUCGCGGCGAUCGCAGUCAACAGUAUCAUAUUUCUCGCACAAAUGAUAAGUUCGUUGGUUGGAGUAAAACAGUCACAGGGUAACAUCGCCAGAAACAUGAACGACGCAGCGCCAACCUGGGAUCCUGUGAAAUUCAUCUUGGAAAACAAGAACGACAAGGUUCAAGCCUUAGUGGAACAAGCGAGAGACGCGAAUCUACCGAAUCAUCUGAUAGCACGAACAAGCGGCUCCGAUUCCGCCUGUAUCAGACUGUUGCUGUGCAAGUCGUCACCAGUGAUAAGAGCGGCGCAGACCUCCCUCGGUAAUAAAUCGCAAUAUGGUGCACGUCAACUGACCGCCUGGCUACCGUCCAGAGAGGAAUUUGAAGCAAACAGCGAUGAAUGUGAGGACCAACAUACCGAUUGCAAUCUGUUUUCGUCGCGAUAAAACUAGGGUUUACUCAGGGUUGGGAAAGUUUGUAAAAGUAUUUAGUUACAGUUACAGUU